Molecule: messenger RNA, 486 nt
Organism: Knipowitschia caucasica
Lineage: Eukaryota; Metazoa; Chordata; Actinopteri; Gobiiformes; Gobiidae
Source: the annotation of a GenBank genome assembly
AUGUACAUGACAAGAGCUAAACCACUACACUCCAUUGGCAGCAUAUUGUGUGCAUGGAAGAUUUCUGAUCUCCCCCAAGGCCUUCCUUUUGCAUACUUAAGUUUCACCAUGCUGCUGCGGAUAAUCCUGGGUGAGGACAACAUCAAGAAGGUCCAUUUGGACAAAUUACCGGACACGAUUGAAGAUUUUUGUGACUUUCUUAAGACCGAACUCGGGCUCAGUGGCGAAAUUAUCAUACAGCAUCAAGACCCUGACUUCAACAUGGAACUCUAUAACCUAAACAGCAUGUUGGACCUCCCAAGAGACAAGGCAACCCUGAAACUCGAAUAUGAGUUUGCUCGACUUACAGCUGUUAAUCUCAGAGAAACACUCAUCACUGGAAUUGACAAAUACCUGGACCGCUUCUUGGAGCUCUUCAGAGCAAAGCGUGCCAUCCCGGGUCUGUCGAGUCUCAUCAGACAGCUUGAUCAUGGAGUCAAAUAUUGA